Paramecium primaurelia is the source of this 861-nucleotide messenger RNA. The record is from the annotation of a GenBank genome assembly. NCBI's taxonomy places the organism in Eukaryota, Ciliophora, Oligohymenophorea, Peniculida, Parameciidae.
AUGAAUAUAAAGAGACUCAGUCGUAAACCAAAGAUUAUAUAAGAACUAAUUAAGCUACAACAACCAUAGAUUUAAUAUGUUUCUGCUGUAUCUAAUCAUGAUAAUUCUAGUAUAUUCCUGAACCUAUUCCAAUACCAGAAGCAAUUAAAUAAAUUGAUAAGAAAAUAUAAGCAUAUAAAAGAGUAAUGGAAUUGUAAUAAAAAAAAUAAAAAGAAUUAUAGGAAUAAUAAAGAUAUACAGAAGAAGGAUCUGUAUAAAAACAUUUUGUUGAUUUUUUUACUAAUCCUAAUAUAUAAUUAAAAAAUUAUUAAGAAGAUGAUAAUGAAUAAAAUUAAAUAUCAGUUUAAAAAAGUUGUGAUGAGAUUCAAAUAAAUUAAUUAUUAGAAAAUAAAAAGCUACCAAGAUAAUAAUAUUAUUCUGAAGCUGUAAAAAAUAGAGAUCAUUUAUAUGAUAAUAUGAUUGAACGUCUUUAUGCAAAAAGAUAAAAUCCAGCUAUGUUUGCAGUAAUAAAUGCCAACUAUUCAACAUUAGAAAUUAAAGAAGAAACCUCCUGUUUUAAAUAUUACAUCAAAGAAUAAAAUUUAAUCAGGAAGUGGAAGGAUGGAUAUAGAAGAACAUAAAUUGAGAAUUUAUAAUAGAGAAAAUGUUCCUACUAUGCCUGAAUUAAUAAUUCCAACUUUUAUGAUAAAGAAAGAUUCAAUUGCAAAAAAUAUUCUAGCAUAUCUAGUAUAUUUGUUUACAUUUAACUUUUAGAAAGAUUAUUCACCUAUUUAUAGAAAAUAGAUACAUAAUGAAUAUCCAAAAUGUGUAUAAAGCAUAUUAGAAGAGAAUGAGGAUAUUAUUAAGAAUAAUAAAAAAUGA